AUGGAUGAUUUCAACCCUGGACUAGCCUUGACCUUCCUUGUUAUUUCCAUUUGCCGGGGUCUGGCGAACCUGUUCUGUUUUGGCAUCCUUCUCGCAGGGGUCGGGCGAUCUUUCCUUUGCAUCUGUCAGCGUUUCCGACCCCUGCCCCUUGCAUGUAUAUGUAUACGUCUGGACGGACAUGUUGUUCUGGGUCGUACCACUCCCUGUGUAAUUACAAAGGCAUGCUACAUAUUUAUGCACCGUUUUGACGUUUGGGCCUACCCCGCCUCAGCUGACGAGGCAGAUGGAGGACGGGGCUAG
Molecule: messenger RNA, 300 nt
Organism: Heterobasidion irregulare TC 32-1
Lineage: Eukaryota; Fungi; Basidiomycota; Agaricomycetes; Russulales; Bondarzewiaceae
Exons: 1
Coding region: 1-300 (99 amino acids)
Source: RefSeq, a predicted model, not a curated record